AUGCUCUUCAAAUCAUUAACCAAGAUUUCAAUCAACCAAUUUUCAUCAUCUGCACAAAUGAUUGUGAUCAACAAUAAUGGUGCCAACCAUCAAUCAAUAAUGAAUACCAAUGAAACAUCUGCAUUCUCUCGUCCAUAUUGGUGCAAGUGUUUGUUUAUUUAUCAAGUGCCUAAGAUUGUUCCAAAAUCAGGUGUGCUGAUCACGAUUGUAGCCCAAUGUAGAAAUUGUAGUGAUGUUGAUUGUUCUCGAUCUAGAAGACCUGAACAAUGUGAUCAUUUUGAAUUUUGGGACCUUGGUGACCCAAGAUCAUGGGCACCAUUAUUUUUGUCUGGUCUAAAUUAA
Molecule: messenger RNA, 342 nt
Organism: Cavenderia fasciculata
Lineage: Eukaryota; Evosea; Eumycetozoa; Acytosteliales; Cavenderiaceae
Exons: 4
Coding region: 1-342 (113 amino acids)
Source: RefSeq, a predicted model, not a curated record